GAAGUGUAGAAUUCUGUGUGUCACACUCAUUAUUACAUUUAUCAACGGCAGCUAUCAAACUUAUGUACCUCAGUAUCUGAGAUGACUUUGAAAAUAAUUUACCCAAAACAGAUUUUAAUAUUUUAGGAUAACAAGGAUAAUUAAUGCCCACUCAGUAGGACGUAGGACGUACAAACGUGCCGGAUAAAUUUUUAGAGAUGGUUAAAAUGUUUACUACCGUAAGCAAACUCUCCUCCCAAAAAAGUUUUAAAAUAAAAUAACAAUGUAAACUGGAUCAGAGACUCUUAAUAACAUGUAUUUAUGAAAUGAAAUACUCUCUGACUGGAUCUAGAAUCUAUAUCUACAUCUCAAUAAGCUCCCCUUUUGUUGUGUUUCGUGCCUGGCUUCCUUCGUGCUAACAAAUUCAAAAAAUGUAAACGAAAGGCUGUGUAUGCAAACCGAGGACUGAUAAGGGUUAUAUUUGACUUAUUACUGAAAGCCUUUAUUAUUACUUGUUUCUUUUUGAAGGCUCUGCUGGCUCCACGCUUUUGCUGCCCAGGUUUCACUGUAACUCUGGCUUUAUGAAUGUACAGGGCGGCAGGCAGGCAGAGGUCAAACUAAUUUCACACCUCUGGCAUCUGGCUACCCCUGGAAAUUUCCAUGCUGGAGUGCCACUCCAACAUUUUCCCAGGCACUGCAUGAAAUAUGAGUACACUGACAGUGGAUUUGGAGAGCAUGAGCCCAGAGGAGGAUGUCAGAAUCAGGAAAGGGCCACCUAUUAUCUGUGUGAUGUGCAAAUCUGGAAGAGAUGGAGAAGAAAGACUCUAUAUGUUUGGUGGCAAUAGACCUUUUAUGGCCAAGUUUCAAGCUAAACUGGUUUCCCUCAUUGGCCAAGAAGAAUUUUCUGCUUUGUGCGAAAAUCACAAGACUAAAUUCAAUAGAAGUUAUAUUUGUAAACACUGUUAUCGAAAGGUUAACAGUACAUAUGAUGGAAUUGUAAAAAUUCAGAGAGGGAUUGCAAAGUCUGUGAAAAGAGUCAAGUCCCUCAGUGGCAACUGUUCCCCGUCUGAAGAAUCGGAGAACGAAGAGCUCGUUCCUCCCACCAUAAGUCCACGUAGGAAAAAGCUCCCUCCUGUUGUUGAGAGAAUUGCAGAGAAGAUUGCAUCACUGACGUUUGUGAAGAUAAACAACAAGACUCCCAUGAUAGUUCUAAAGCGUUUAGAAUCGACUUCAGCGAUGAAGUCACUUGGCUGUGAUGGUGACAGUGGAAAGUCCAUUGUUGUGGAAGGUGAAAGUCGUCUUCUCGAUGUAACAGGUGCAGGAAUUCAAAGAAAUUGUCAUGUUCCUGUGGGACAAUUGAACUCUGUUGGUCUUCUUUACCGGGUAGUCUCUGUUGAUGAAAAUGGAGAUUCAGCUGUGUGUUCAGAAAAAAUAUCUGAGAAUCAAGAAGUUCUCAGUUCUGAUGGAAGGUGUUCAUCCAACCAGGACCAGUUGCAUAAUAAAACUUCAAAUCCUUUGGAUUCCCAUUUUAACGAACUAGGCAAACUGUCUUCUAACACUGUGUCUGAAGUGAUUAAUGGUUCUAAUACGUUAUCAAAGGAGAUGUCAGGGGAUCAAUAUUCGGUGACUCUAUCAGGGAAUUGUCACACAAGUAUAAUAAAUGGAAUGCAUGGUUUUGCUGUUAAAGAAGAGGACACAGUGGACUGUACAUUGUCCAAAGCUCCGUCUAGUGCACAGAUGGUAGAACUUCUGGCUAAUCCAUCUCUGCUGGUCAAGUCUCCUCAGCCCAUCAAGCUAGCAGACGUGAAAGACCGCAAGGUGUACCUCUGUGGGGAGGGUGGUUGUGACUGGAUUUUUAGCUCAAAGUAUCUGUGGGACAACCACAUCCGGCAUUAUCACUACUCUGGCAAGCCCUUCAAAUGCCCUCAUCCUGGCUGUAAUAAGUAUUUUGCCACAAGAAGCAGACAGAAACUUCAUGUGCGUCAACAUACUGGCGAAAGACCAUUUGUUUGUGAGACAUGUGGCAAGGCGUUUCGGUCAGGUCAAGAACUCCGGCAUCACAAAGGGACACACGUAGCUGGGAAACCUUUUAGCUGUCCCAGACCAGGUUGUGAGCAAAGAUACAAGUACAGGAAUACUCUCCUGCGCCACCUCCAGCACCAUGAUGGACGCUGCCCAUUCCCCUGUGACUACCCGGACUGUGGGAAAGCCUUCAAGAACAGAUACGAACUUAAGUGUCACUACAGGAUUCACACGGGAGAGAAGCCAUACGUCUGCAAAGAGCCGGGGUGCGGCCAAACUUUCAGACUGCCCUGUGAAUAUACCAAGCACAAGCGGCAGCACACAGGUGAGCGACCUUUUCGGUGUUCUGUGGAAGGCUGCAAUGCUGCAUAUACAACAUGCGGAGGUUUGUCUGGUCAUAUGCUCACCCACUCCAGUGAGAACAACUUCUGUUGUGAACAUUGUGGGAAAACGUUCAAGUACAAGAUGUCUUACGUGCUCCACUACAGGCAGCAUGUAUCUCGAGGGGAACACAGGUGCACUGUUGAAGGUUGUGAGAGAGCUUUCCAUCUACGUUACUUGCUCAACGAUCACAUGAUGUCAGCACAUGGCCUGUACCAGCCCAGGGAGAUCAAAAGGAGAGCAAGGAAAAAUGUCAGCAAGAAUGGUCUUGUGUUCUGCUGCCCUGUGGAAGGAUGUGGCAAAGAGUAUGUGGAAGCCCGCAUCUUGGACCAGCAUAUGAUAUCCAAACAUAACAUCCAUGACCACCAGGCCAAGCCAGUUCCACGCAAGAAAUAUUUCAUCUGCCCUGUGGAAGGGUGCGGUAGUCAGUACAUCACCUAUGGGGGCUUGAGGUACCACAAGCUGACCUCUCACAACUCUGUUGGACAUUCAGACAAUCGCGUUAACACUGGAACAGACACAGAUUCAGCGAUACAGGUGCCACUGGUGUGUACGAAACUCAUGUGCCCGUUCCAAGGCUGUGGGAAAGAGUACGAAGACACUGUGGGGUUGAGAGAUCAUCUGGCCAGAGCUCACGUGUCGAUGCCCAGAGAGAAAAUGUGUGGACUUUGUGGGCUUGCAUUUCCUCAUAUCCAGCAGUUGGAGAAGCAUAUGCGUGGCUUCCAUACAGAGAUGUCUGUGGUGAAUGAACAUAAUAAUGGAAUCUUUAUCUGUAAAGCGGAGGGUUGCGGUACUGAGUUCCAGUGUGUUGAAGCACUCACAGCUCACAUUCCCUGGCAUAGAGCAAAUCCAACAUAUCGAUGUCUGUAUGAGGAUUGCAAGCGAACAUUUUUGUUGGAAAAAGGGUUCCAAGCUCAUAUGAUGGAGCAUGCAGACUUACGACCCUUUGAGUGUGACUACGAGGGCUGCGUACAGUCAUUCCAGACUCAACUGAAACUGCUAAAGCACUCAAGAGUGCAUUAUGAUCUGUUCAAAUGUCCUGUGGAAGGCUGUGGUAAGAUGCUACAGGCUCUUAACAGUGCCAGAAUCCAUUUGUUCCGUCACACAGGAGAGAAACCGUAUGUGUGCACCGUGUGUGGCAAGACUUUUGCUGCCUCCUCUCAGUGGAUACGCCACAAUCGAGUUCAUACAGGUGAAAAGCCAUACGAGUGUACAGUCUGUCAUGCACGGUUCGCUGACUCUGGCAUCCUGCAGACACACAUGAGGUCCCACACGGGAGAGAGGCCCUUCACUUGUGACACUUGUGGACAGAUGUUCUCAACCCAGGGAGCACUCAAAACUCACGCACGGAUUCAUACAGGAGAACUUCCGUAUGUGUGCCCAGAGACAGAUUGUGGGAAAGGGUUCCGUGACAGCAACCAGCUGAGAUCUCACCAGACCGUCCACGCAAAACCUAACCAUCUGUGCAGCAAAUGCGGCAAAGUCUACAAGUUUAACAUGUGCAAACAUAGAUGCAAACCAAGUGACCUCACUGAGGAUGGCAAUAACGAGAAGGUCAAGGUCAACUACCCAAACAGAUCCGUACUUCUCCAGACUGAGGCUGUGGUGAUGGAACAUGGCCUGCUGCCUCCCUCAUCUGUACCUUUGCCUCAGCCAUCACCACCAGCUCUUCCUCCUCCACCCCCUCUUCCUCCUCCACCUCCUCAAUACCACCUGAGUCAUUUGAUGAUGUUACCAGAUCCGGUCCCUGACCCAUCUUACGGGACCCUGAUGGACGAAGCUGCAGGCUCACAGGCAGCCAUAAAGCUGGAGAAGACCAGCUACACUCCUAGUGGCCCCCAGGACAUUGUCCUGAUGCAGCAAGAUACGACGGACCAUCAUCUCAUGGUCAACUCUGGCUCACAACAGUUUUACAGCUACACAGUUCUUUGACCUGCGUGUCAGCACCGUCUCCACUGGACAAUAUCACUGCUACAUGGCUACAUGAUAAUUUGAGUUGUGGUUUUAGUUAAAAAAGAAUUAAAACAAUUUUUUAGUCA
Molecule: messenger RNA, 4421 nt
Organism: Aplysia californica (California sea hare)
Lineage: Eukaryota; Metazoa; Mollusca; Gastropoda; Aplysiida; Aplysiidae
Product: zinc finger protein 420
Exons: 18
Coding region: 685-4314 (1209 amino acids)
Biological process (GO): regulation of transcription by RNA polymerase II
Cellular component (GO): transcription regulator complex; PcG protein complex
Molecular function (GO): DNA-binding transcription factor activity, RNA polymerase II-specific; RNA polymerase II cis-regulatory region sequence-specific DNA binding
Source: RefSeq, a predicted model, not a curated record